Molecule: messenger RNA, 837 nt
Organism: Closterium sp. NIES-65
Lineage: Eukaryota; Viridiplantae; Streptophyta; Zygnematophyceae; Desmidiales; Closteriaceae
Source: the annotation of a GenBank genome assembly
AUGGGGGUGUUGAGCCUGGGGGUGCUGAGCCUGAGCGUGCGGAGCCUGUGGGUGCUGAGCCUGGGAGUGCUGCGCCUGAGCGUGCUGCACCUGGGGCUGCGCAAGUGGUUUACUCGGCGCUGGAGCCUCCGGAGUGGUACUGAUGGAGCUAGAGCUGCGGGAGGUGCUGGAGCCCCUGGUCCCGGAGGUGCUCAUACUAGAGGUACUGGAGCUGCUGGGGCUGGGGGUGCUGCUGGAGCUGCUCGAGGUGCUGCUGGAGCUGGAGCUGCUGGAGGUACUAGAGCUAGUGGAGCUGGAGGUGCUGCUGUAGCUCGAGCUGGAGGUGCUGCAGGAGCUGGAGCUGCUGGAGGUGCUGCUGGAGGUGGUUCUGCUGGAGGUACUGGAGCUGAUGGGGCUGGAGCUACUGCUAGAGCUGGAGCUAGAGUUGCUGCUAGAGCUGGAGCUGCUGGAGGUACUGGUGCUGUUGGUGCUGGUUCUGGAGAGCGUCGUGAGCCUGCGUCUCGUCCCGCGUCGCCUGUUUGCGCUGCUCGCACUAGUCGUCGUGUUCCGCGUGAGCGUCCUCCUCCUGUCCCCGGCACGCAUCAUAGGGCACUUAGUCUAUCCUCUAUUGCACUGCGUGUCCCUCUGCCAUCUCCUCCUGCGUCCUCCCUUGCUGACGGUCCGGACCCGGAGUCUGACUCCCUUCGUGCUGCUAGUCCUACUGUCACGUGUCUCCUGGCCACUGUUGUCACUGACCCUUCCUUUGAGUCUACUGCUGCGUCUGCUCUUGUUUCUGAGCUGGUAAAUUUCGCUGCCACCUGUCGUCUAGACUACGCCCCUAGCCUUGUUGCUGAGUAA